AUGUCUGUACCCCAUGGAUGUACUAGCCUAGCAUCCGAGGGACGCUGUAAUCUCGGGACUGGGGUGAGGGUAAUACGGUAUGUAUUGGGCUUGCAUGGUCCCAGACAUACUUUGGGUCCCUACUUCGGGGGCAUGACGGCCAGCCAUCAGGUCUCGCCAUCUUCUGACUGGUUCCAAGACAGCGAUAGCCAUCGUGACGCAAUUCUACCUCGACAAUCCGCCAGCCCAUCUGCAAGAUGGAGGGGGACAGCACAGCACGCGCAUCAACCCAGUUUGAGGGUCCCUCCAGUUCAAGACGACGUCACCUCGCAAGGUGGGACGGAUGUCUGCAGUACGUUAUGCUCGUUCAAGAUGCUGCCGCAGCAAGCACCGCAACCGUUUGUCGAGCCGGGUGUGAGCUCUCAGGGUAAAAAAAAAAAAGAAGAGAAAAAAAGAAAAGGGUCAGGUGCUUGGUACAUGAUGGUGCACGUGCUGGGUAGGGACAUAAUUGCGACACAGCCGUGGACCAACAACCAAGCGAGGGAAGGGGCAAUGUCCCGCGCCCUCGUUGCCCCGCAUUGCAGACAACCCCAAGAGGCGCUUCCGCAUGCACACCGCAUCUCAAUCAAUCUCAUCACUGGAUGGAACGUUUACUGCUCCAUGAAGGAGGGAAGGUCAGCCCGUCUAGGAGUAGGGAGCGACGCGGUAUCCUGGAAUGUUGAAUGUACCGUGACUACCGAAUAUCCACACGCCCACCCCAACCUUGGCUCGAGAGAUACCUACUACGUACCUACCUACCAUGACCGCAUUCCACAACGGCCAUUCAGCUAG
This is a messenger RNA of Plenodomus lingam JN3, 810 nucleotides long. NCBI's taxonomy places the organism in Eukaryota, Fungi, Ascomycota, Dothideomycetes, Pleosporales, Leptosphaeriaceae. The record is from RefSeq and is a predicted model, not a curated record.